This is a messenger RNA of Closterium sp. Naga37s-1, 1746 nucleotides long. The record is from the annotation of a GenBank genome assembly. Lineage: Eukaryota; Viridiplantae; Streptophyta; Zygnematophyceae; Desmidiales; Closteriaceae.
AUGGCGGCCGGGCCGCGACGCGCGCUACAAGAAGACCGAGAUCUGCCAGACGUGCUGCAAGCUCAAGAACGUCUGCCAGGUGUGCAUGUUGGAUCUCGAGUGUGCAUGUUGGACCUGGAGUACGGGCUGCCAGUGCAGGUGCGCGACACGGCGCUCAACAUCAACACCACGGACGCCAUCCCGCAGAGCGACGUGAACCGCGAGUACUUCGCGGAGGAGCACGACAGGAAGGGUCGCGCAGGGUUGGAUUACGAGUCAUCCUUUGGCAAGGCCGCGCCGAACGACCUGCUUUUGAAGCUGCAGCGCACGACGCCCUACUACAAGCGCAACCGCGCGCACAUCUGCUCGUUCUUCGUGCGCGGGGAGUGCACGCGCGGGGCGGAGUGCCCCUACCGCCACGAGAUGCCCAUCACGGGGGAGCUUGCGCACCAGAACUUCAAAGACCGUUAUUAUGGCGUGAACGAUCCAGUGGCAAAGAAGAUGAUGCGGCUGGCAGCGGAGAUGCCGUCACUGGAAGCACCAGAGGAUACAACUAUCAAGACGCUGUUUGUUGGUGGGGUUGACUCGCGCGUCACAGAGGCCGAUCUCAAGGACAAGUUUUAUGCAUACGGAGAGGUCGAGUCCAUCCGUCUCAUCACCCCGCGCAGCUGUGCCUUCAUCACCUUCUCCUCGCGCGAGGAGGCAGAGAAGGCCGCUGAGGGCCUGGCCAACAAGCUCAUCAUUAAAGGGAUUCGGCUCAAGCUAGACUGGGGGCGGCCCAAAGCAGAGGCUUUGGAAGGAGGGGGAGACGGAGGAGGGAAGCGGUUGCUGGAAGGGGGGGAGAAGGGAUCAGGGGGAGCGGGGGGAGCGGGUGAGGGGGAUGGGGGAGGGGGAGGAGAGGGGGGAGACGGAGGGGGGUCUGGUGGUGCGGCUGGGGGGAGUGGUGCGGGAGAGGGUCCGGCUGGUGGCAGCUUCGGGUUGCUGCCUCGGGCUGCUGCAGGUUCGGCGGUAGGUCCGGCGACGUCUGCUUCUAUGUAUCCGUCCAUGAACCCUGAGAGGAUGGGGGCACGCACUCGCAACAGGGAAGGGGAAGGAGGAGGGGGAGGGGGAGGGGGAGGGGGAGGAGGGGGAGGAGGAGGGGGAGUGGUAGGGGGAGGUGGUGGUGCUGCUGCUGGCAGUGGUGAUGCUUCUGCCGCUCCACCGUUCCAAUACCCACCUCAUGCCUACCCUCCUCCUGGCCAUGCUCCCUAUCCCACUGCCGCCCCUCCCCAGCUGUACCAGCCUGCACCAGGUAUGCCUCCCCCAGGUGGCCCUUCUUUUCACCCAGGGGCCUAUCAGCAGCAGCAAGGGGGGUACCCGGGAUCAUACCCUCCUCCUCCCAUGGGUUACCAGCAGCAACAGUACUAUCAGCAGCAGCCGCAGCAACAGCAGCAAUAUCAGCAACAUCCAUACAUGCCCCCCCCCUCUCAGUAUCCACCACAGCAGGGUCCCCCACAACAGUACCCAGGUGGCCCAUCAGGUGCCCCACAACAGUACCCAGGUGGCCCACAACAGUAUUCAGGUGCCCCACCAGGUGCUCAGCAACAGUACCCAGGUGGGCCUCCAGGUGGCCAGCAACAGUACCCAGGUUUCCCUUCAGGUUCACAGCAGCAGCAGUAUUCCGGACCUCCACCCCAACCCUACCCUCCCCAACAGUAUCCUGGGCCUGGGCCAGCAGGUCCGGGGCAAUAUGCCCCCCCAAGGCCUGGCACCGGACCUCAAGGCUAG